AUGGCCCAACUUGCAUUUGCCUAUCACACUAAUUGCUCUAUUUCGGCCAGAUCUCUUCACGACAUGAAAUCGCAUGGCUUAUUCGAUAAAGCACUAGAUAUUCCUCGGAAUUUACCGGUUUUGCUGCCAGUUAUUGCCGUGAAUAUCAUAUGCUGAUUUCCUACUACUCCUUGUGGCGGUAGAUCUGAAGUUGUACGAAGACACGCGGAUGGCUUACAGUAUACCCAACACAAGCCCAACACUGUGGCGCGUGCUUCGAGACUUCCGCAUCCAUGUACUGGCUGGUCCGCGACGCGCCCCUUCCAAACAAACUCCGGACAUGAACAUCUUUCAAGUUG
Periconia digitata is the source of this 338-nucleotide messenger RNA. NCBI's taxonomy places the organism in Eukaryota, Fungi, Ascomycota, Dothideomycetes, Pleosporales, Periconiaceae. The record is from the annotation of a GenBank genome assembly.